Molecule: messenger RNA, 842 nt
Organism: Cuscuta campestris
Lineage: Eukaryota; Viridiplantae; Streptophyta; Magnoliopsida; Solanales; Convolvulaceae
Source: the annotation of a GenBank genome assembly
ACACCAUGAGUGUUGUUUUUUUAGCUUACAGAGAGCACGAAUAUGCAAGCUAUGUGCCACAUUUAUGCAGCAAUCUCAUUUAUCUGCAUUGACAAUGCCGAGUCCUUUUCAAAGGCUCUUGAACUUAUUGGACCAGUUAUGGGAAUAAUCGAUUCUUUUGUUGGAGUACGAGAGAAAACCAGUGUCUUCCUCGCACAUGGGUUUCUGUUGAUGAGGCAGCAAAGUGCACAAGAAGCAAGAGUUAAACUAGCUGCUGGUCUGCAGAUAGCACAUAAUUCAUUGGGGAAUCUUCAACUCGUUUCACAAUACUUAAGUGUGUUAGGGAAUUUAGCUCUUUCAGUUCAUGAUACUGGACAAGCUAGGGAGAUCCUGAGAUCGUCAUUAACCCUGGCAAAGAAGCUAUAUGAUCUUCCUACUCAAGUUUCUGUACUAUCCAAUUUGACUGCUCUAUACAAGCAGUUGGGUGAGGAAGGGAAUGAAAGUGAGAAUCGCGAAUACCAAACAAAGAAAUUAGAGGAGCUACAAAAGCGACUCAGACAUGCUUGUUCAUCUAAUCACCAUAAGGAACUGAUUGCGAAGGUGAAAACCGAAGUUCCUGAGUGGAGUAAUUGCAAUACAAGAAGAACAACAUCCAACCCCACUACAGGAGUUUAUUUGGACAUUCCGGAAUCCAUCGGCCUAUCAACUGCUUCUCCCAUCCCCAAUUCGUCUUCAUCAAGAUUAAUGGAGGUUGAUCUCGGGAGGAGGCUCAGAAAGAGAAACAUGUAGCUAUAGCUUCCUUCCCACGUCCAAACUGGUUUGGUCAUGCUUUCAUUUUAUUUAUAGUAGUAGGAUAUAUGUCU